Microthlaspi erraticum is the source of this 1491-nucleotide messenger RNA. The record is from the annotation of a GenBank genome assembly. Lineage: Eukaryota; Viridiplantae; Streptophyta; Magnoliopsida; Brassicales; Brassicaceae.
AUGAUAUUGUGGUAUACAAUUGUUGCGAUCGUCUUCUUUACGUCUAUACUCAUUGCGAAGAACACAAGAAAGACGAAGAAGAAUCUACCUCCUGGCCCACCAAGAUUUCCUAUAAUUGGCAACUUGCACCAAUUGGGAACCAAACCUCAUCGUUCCAUGUUCAAGUUAUCUGAAAAAUAUGGAUCUCUUAUGUCCCUCAAGUUUGGAAAUGUGUCUACCGUUGUGGCGUCAGCACCGGAGACAGUGAAAGAAGUCUUGAAAACCUUCGACAUUGAUUGUUGUUCACGACCUUACAUGACUUACGGUGCAAGACUUUCAUACAAUUUAAAGGAUCUUGGCUUCUCUCCCUAUAGCAACUAUUGGAAGGAAGUAAGAAAGCUGACAGUCGUUGAACUCUACACCGCGAAAAGGGUACAAUCUUUUCGACAUAUUAGAGAAGAAGAAGUUGCCUCCUUCGUGGAUUUCAUCAAGGAAUCUGCUUCGUUGGAGAACCCGGUUAACUUCAACCACAAGUUACUGAAAUUGUCAGCAAGUGUGAUUUGUAGGCUAGGGUUUGGUAUAAGUCUCAAAGGGAGUAAACUUGAGAAUACUUUUGAGGAAGUGGUUCAUGGAGUCAUGGAGGUUGUGGGGAGCUUCGCAGCGGCGGAUUACUUCCCGGUCAUUGGUGGAAUCAUCGAUAGGAUCACAGGUUUACAUGGCAAAUGUGAGAAGGUUUUCAAAGCAAUGGAUUCGUUUUUUGAUGAAGCUAUAAAGCAUCACCUAGAAGACGAGAGUAUUAAAGAUGAUAUCAUUGACUUGCUCCUCAAGAUGGAAAGGGGAGAGAUUGGACUUGGAGAGAUUCAGUUUACUCGAGACAACACCAAAGGAAUUCUUCUUAAUGUUCUUGUCGCUGGAAUAGACUCUUCUGCCGAAACUGUGACAUGGGUGAUGACACAUUUGAUUGCAAACCCAAGAGUUAUGAAGAAAGCACAAGCCGAGGUGAGAGAAGUGAUCCAAAACAAAGACCAUAUCACAGAAGUCGAUAUAGAACGACUUGAGUAUCUCAAAAUGGUGGUUAAAGAAGCGUUUAGGAUAAACCCCAUUGUGCCACUUCUAGUUCCAAGAGAAGCUAUAAAAGAUGUAAAGAUCGGAGGCUAUGCCAUUCCAAAGAAAACAUGGAUCUAUAUCAACAUAUGGGCUAUUCACAGGAAUCCAAACGUUUGGGAAAAUCCAGAAGCUUUCAUACCAGAGAGGUUUUUGGAUAAUGAGAUUGACUAUAAAGGUCUAAACUUUGAGUUGUUGCCGUUUGGUAGCGGAAGGAGAAUGUGCCCUGGCCUAGGAAUGGGUAUGGCUUUGGUGCACUUGACUCUUAUCAAUCUUCUUUACCGAUUCGACUGGAAGCUUCCUGAUGGAAUGGAGGCAGAAGAUGUUGAUCUUGAAGAAUCACAUGGACUUGCCUGUCCUAAGAAAGUUCCACUUCAACUUAUCCCGGUCCUUACCCAAUGGACUUAG